This is a messenger RNA of Miniopterus natalensis, 2029 nucleotides long. RefSeq names its product ER lipid raft associated 2 (gene ERLIN2). Gene Ontology annotation, cellular component: endoplasmic reticulum membrane; endoplasmic reticulum. NCBI's taxonomy places the organism in Eukaryota, Metazoa, Chordata, Mammalia, Chiroptera, Miniopteridae. The record is from RefSeq and is a predicted model, not a curated record. Gene Ontology annotation, molecular function: ubiquitin protein ligase binding; cholesterol binding. Gene Ontology annotation, biological process: SREBP signaling pathway.
GCGCCUCGCAGAUGUCCGCGUCCGACUUCUCUUAGACCCACGAGGCAGAGUCCACGCCCUGCGUGGGUUGGCCCAGGCACGCCUAACUGUGAACUUUGGUGUCAGUUACCCUAGUUUUUCCAGAUCAUUAAGUGUUCAGGAAAUGAGUCUCUAGAUGCCAACUCUUUAGCAUCCUGGUGCCCGAACGCAGUUGGACCCAGGAGUCCAGAGUCUUCCCAGCCUGGGGAACCUCCUUUCUCUAUCCAUGGGCUUGGAGACCUGUUGAGAGCUAAAUACCAGUGAGGAUAAAGGUUCACUGAUGGCUCAGUUGGGAGCAGUUGUGGCUGUGGCUACCAGUUUCUUUUGUGCAGCUCUCUUCUCAGCUGUGCACAAGAUAGAAGAGGGACAUAUUGGGGUAUAUUACAGAGGUGGUGCCCUGCUGACUUCUACCAGUGGCCCUGGUUUCCAUCUCAUGCUCCCUUUCAUCACAUCAUAUAAGUCUGUGCAGACCACGCUGCAGACCGAUGAGGUGAAGAAUGUACCUUGUGGGACUAGUGGUGGUGUGAUGAUCUACUUUGACAGAAUUGAAGUGGUGAACUUCCUGGUCCCCAGUGCAGUGUAUGACAUAGUGAAGAACUACACUGCCGACUACGACAAGGCCCUCAUCUUCAACAAGAUCCACCACGAACUGAACCAGUUCUGCAGUGUGCAUACACUUCAGGAGGUCUACAUUGAGCUCUUCGAUCAGAUUGAUGAAAAUCUCAAACUGGCUUUGCAGCAGGACCUAACUUCCAUGGCCCCUGGGCUUGUCAUACAAGCUGUGCGGGUGACAAAGCCCAAUAUACCUGAGGCGAUCCGCAGAAACUACGAGUUGAUGGAAAGCGAAAAGACAAAGCUUCUCAUUGCUGCCCAGAAACAGAAGGUGGUGGAAAAAGAAGCUGAGACAGAACGGAAGAAGGCUCUCAUUGAGGCAGAAAAAGUGGCUCAGGUUGCAGAAAUCACCUAUGGACAGAAGGUGAUGGAGAAGGAGACUGAGAAGAAGAUUUCAGAAAUUGAAGAUGCUGCGUUUCUGGCCCGGGAGAAGGCGAAGGCUGAUGCUGAGUGCUAUACAGCUAUGAAGAUGGCCGAAGCUAAUAAGCUGAAGCUAACCCCUGAAUAUCUGCAGCUGAUGAAGUACAAGGCCAUUGCUUCCAACAGCAAGAUUUACUUUGGCAAAGACAUCCCUAACAUGUUCGUGGACUCUGCAGGCAGUCUGGGCAAGCAGUUUGAGGGGCUAGCUGACAAGCUGAAUUUUGGCUUAGAAGAUGAACUCUUAGAGGCAGACACCGAGGAGAAUUGAAACAAAAUUUUUAUACAACCUCAGAUGAAUAUGACACUUAAAGAGAACUUUAUUUUUUAAUGAUGAACUAGGAUGCCCCUCCCUCUCACACUACCUUCUUUGACUGUCUUCCACAUCCUGUGGUGAAAAAAGGAGAAAUGGACUUAAAUCUAUUCCCCUGGGAAGGGAGGGCAGGGAUUGAUGAUUUGGGGUUUUAUUCAGGUAAGUAGGUUAUGUGAUUUCUGUUAAGAUUUGUAAACCAUGGGUUUGACCGUUGACCUCCAGACACUAAUUAGUGUCCUUUGAAGUUGGCUUAAUUAAGGAUGCUAUCAUUAAGGAGCAAGGGAAAUAGAAGGUAUUGCCUAUAGGUGAUUUGAUUUCCCUUAUUUGGGAACACACGGUCCAGAUUUCUCACCCCUGCCUCGGAGGUGGGAGAUGCCUGUGGGUGAGGCUCACAACUGAGCAAACGUGCUUGUAAGUUUGCCAGGAGAGCCGUGGGGAAGCAGGCGCAGGGCAGCUUUCUGGUGGUUUUGUCAGUGCAUACCUGAGUUAUUUUAGAGGCGCGCUUCUUGAGCCCUCAUAAGGAAGAACCAGUGCUAGAUUUUGCUAGCCUUUCUCUACACACUGUCCUCCUUGCCCUACGGCUUAAAGUGGUGGUUUCUGACUGCAUUGCCAGAUUCAGGGCUUGGUCCUCACCACAAUUCUUUUUAAAACUUUUCACCUAUUCUGUGA